AUGGAGGCACUUCCCAUUUUCAUGGACACGAUUUUCCCUGCUUGGGCUGCUAUUUUAAUCUCAGGAAUCUUUGUCCUUGCAUUUGUGGAGAUCAUCCCUCAGGCAGUUUGUUCUAGAUAUGGAUUAAGUCUUGGUGCAAAACAAUCCGCCUUGGUUCGAUUGCUGGCUUUAUUCUUCUUUCCACUAUCAUAUCCAAUCAGUAAGGGCAUUGCUUUAGGACUCUUGUUCUUCAGCCAAGUUGAUCGUGAGGGCCUUGUUAAAUCUGGUCAGUUCCAAGACCAGAAAAAUGCAGAUUUUCCUCUUGUUAAGAAUGAGCACUUGCUUUUAUGCACCCUUCUCAUGGGCAAGUCACUGUCAAUGGAGGCACUUACAAUUUUCCUGGACACAAAAAUUCUUCCAUCUUGGGCUGCCAUUCCUAUCUCAGUCACCCUUGUAAUGGCAUUUGCAGAGAUUCGUAUUAGGGAAUAUGUAUGUUCUUGGUAUGGACUAAGUAUUGGUGCGAAAAUGUUUCUCGGUCGACCGCUUCUUCUGGUCUUCUUCCCCAUAUCAUAUCCCAUUGGUAAGCUGUUGGAUUGGCUGCUUGGAAUGAGACACUCUGUGCUAGUAAGACAAGCUGGGCUAAAGACUUUAGUUGAUUUGCAUGCACAUGAGGCAAGAAAAGGUGGAGAAUUGUCACAUUAUGAAACAGCUAUCAUCGCUGGUGCAAUGGAUUGAACACAGAAAACUGCUAAAGCUAUAACACCUGUAUCCAAAACCUUUUACCUCGAUAUGAAUUCCAAGCUCAACAUGUAUGUUAUUUCAUUAAUAAUGAGCAAAGAUCAUAGUCAUUUUCCUAUUUACUGUGGCGGUCAAAAGAAUAUAAUCGGCCUCAUCCUAGUUAAGAAUUUAAUCUUCUGCCACCUGGAAGAUGAAAUCCCAGUAAUAUAUAUGACCCUGAGAAGAAUGCCAAGGGUUUAUGAUAAUUGGCCAUUGUAUGAUAUAUUGAACCACUUCUUGAAGGGUCAAAGCCAUAUGGCCAUUGUUGUGAAGUCUAAGGAGGAUUUUCCAAACACUGAAAUCAAUGUGGUAGACAAAUCUGACAUGCUCAAAAUGAGUCCUAAUCCAAAGGAAGCAGGGAUCCCACAUCGGUUAGAAAGAUGA
Ziziphus jujuba (common jujube) is the source of this 1140-nucleotide messenger RNA. RefSeq names its product DUF21 domain-containing protein At5g52790. Lineage: Eukaryota; Viridiplantae; Streptophyta; Magnoliopsida; Rosales; Rhamnaceae. Gene Ontology annotation, cellular component: intracellular membrane-bounded organelle. Gene Ontology annotation, biological process: magnesium ion homeostasis. The record is from RefSeq and is a predicted model, not a curated record.